AGCCGGGCGAACUUCGAGGCGCAGCGAGGGGCAGGCUCGGCCUUGAGACGGCCGGUUGCAUAACCAGGCUUCGACUGGGCGACUUGCUUGCUCAGCCGAGCGCGCCGGCCCUCCGGGACAAGUCCGCCCCGAGGCUGGGGUGGAGAGAGCCGUUGACGCGGAAGGAGGAGGGCAGGGCGGCGAGCGAAGAGCGGGCCGGAGAGCAGCGCAGGACGCCGGGGUAACGGUUGUGGCACAAGAGAAGGGCCACUAAAACAGGUGGCAAGCCUGGCUGGCCUCACCUGAUCCAUCCUAGGACACUUGGUUUAGUUGAGGUUGGGCUUGCUGGUGACUAUGGCUUCACUCCCAGAUGAUGGGAAAGUUCAGGCCUCAUCUGUUGAACAAAAGGACCAGAACCUGCACAAUUUUUCAACUUCAGGUGUUAGUAUUGAAGAGAUUGCAAGGAUCCGUCAACAGUGUAAAGAGGAAAGUUUCUGGUACAGAGCUCUUCCGCUGUCUCUUGGAAGUAUGCUUGUUGUUCAAGGACUAGUUGCCAAUGGUACUUUCAAGGCAAACCCCAGAUCUGGAGCACUGCCUAAAAUGGCACUUGCUGGCGCCAUGGGUUUUGCUGUUGGGACUAUGUCGUACAUAAGAACGUGUCAGAAGAAGUUUGAAAGUAUUGGAGUUCAGUUUUGCCCAGGACAGAAACGGCAUUGUCCUCAUACUUGCAAAGAAUGCAAAGCUAAGUCUGAAAAAAGUGAACUGGAAACUGGAAAAACUGGAAAAAUCCAAGACUCCCAUUUCGUAAAAAGGUACUGAAGGCACCACUCUAGCAAAGAUCAGAUUGAAUUAAGCAAGUCAUGAUACCUGUCCUACAAAAGCAACAGCCUAAACACUGUAAAAUCUGCCUACCUGUUUGCCUGUCUUUCCAUGAUUUUUGAUAAUAAAGCUUAAAAGUUGCUGUGCUUUUAUUUCAUA
Messenger RNA from Eublepharis macularius, 957 nucleotides. RefSeq names its product OCIA domain containing 2 (gene OCIAD2). Bases 334 to 798 code for a protein of 154 amino acids. Gene Ontology annotation, cellular component: mitochondrial inner membrane. The record is from RefSeq and is a predicted model, not a curated record. NCBI's taxonomy places the organism in Eukaryota, Metazoa, Chordata, Lepidosauria, Squamata, Eublepharidae. The transcript is spliced from 10 exons.